This is a messenger RNA of Lingula anatina, 2136 nucleotides long. Its product is annotated as toll-like receptor 4. Gene Ontology annotation, biological process: signal transduction. Gene Ontology annotation, cellular component: plasma membrane. The record is from RefSeq and is a predicted model, not a curated record. Gene Ontology annotation, molecular function: signaling receptor activity; protein binding. NCBI's taxonomy places the organism in Eukaryota, Metazoa, Brachiopoda, Lingulata, Lingulida, Lingulidae.
UUCAGGAUUAAUCUUUAGUCCGGCAGAAGGGGAAACCCCCGAAAAAGUCGAAAUGGUCAGUACAAAUAAGACAAGUUGGACACUAACGGUCAGUACCAGAACGAUUCGCUGACCAGUAAAAUGCAUAUGGGCGCGUCCACAGGACGGGAUUUCAUCUGUGUUUUCGUAUAUAUUAUAUGGACGGUGACCGGCAAUACAAGCACAAACACAACAGAAAAUAUACCACAGACUGUUUCGUGCCCGGUGCUUUGCCGCUGUGCUUUCACGCCUUCGGCAAGAUUGUCGCUUACCGUAGAUUGUUCUAACCGCUUGGUUGGUCACAUACCCAGGGAUAUACCGCUUCAAACAAACGUCCUGGAUCUACGCAACAACAAACUCUCGGAAAUACCAGCCCGAGCAUUCUGCCACCUAAAACAACUGGCGGUUCUGUUCUUAGGAAACAACAUGGUAGCAAAGUUCGAUAAGGAUAGCUUUGCAGGUUUAACCGCGCUGGAGCAUUUAGAUUUGUCCCCUCUGUAUUAUGGUAUGAAUUUCGAUUAUGAGUCGCUACCUCCGUCACUAUUCAACGAUUUAACACAACUGAGAGUUCUUAUAGUGGAGAACAUGAACACCAAAAAUCACAUCCAGAGAGAUUUUAUUGACCGUACAAUGGCGCCUUUACAUCGAUUAGAGCAACUUUCCCUUCCCUACUCACCCCAAGGUAAUUGGAUCUUAGGGCCAGGGUACAGCAAUCUCACGUCCCUAAAAACACUAACUUUUCAGGGGACGAAUUCGAUAAAUGGGACGCAACUCAAACGACUAACGUUUGAUUCGCUGAAAAACUCUCCUAUCGAACGAUUGGCUUUCAAAAUCUGCGGGAUUGGCUCUGUGGAACCUGGCACCAUGGUGUCAUUCCCACGUUUAAAAACCCUGGCUUUAGAGUGUAGCAAUUUUCACUCAGGGAAGAGCGUUGAGGAUUUUUUAUGUGAUCUUAAAACUACUUCCAUCGAAAAUCUUCUCAUCAAUGAUAUAUUCCAAAUUCGAAUGCCCCCAAAGUGGACGAUUAAAGCAAACAGUUUUGAAUGCUUGAAACAAAAACUUAUAAAGACAUUGGAAUUAACAAAUAAUAAUAUAGAUGAAUUUGACCUAAAUAAUAUGAACUAUUUCUCUCAUUUAGAAAACGCAGACCUUUCGUACAAUAGCAUUUUCCGUGCUCCUUACAAUGGAGUACAAAAAAUUAUUCCAGAAGGAGUAAUUUUUAGCCUACCAAUAUGGAACCUGAAAUACGUUAAAAUGAACAACAAUGUUAUUCAUGAUGAUAGAGUACCACCACGGUGCGCAUUGUCACAUUCUUUUUGGCACGGUCACCCUAAAAUAACGUCCCUAAAUGCUGAUUAUACCCACCAAAUUUCCAAUACAUCCAGUGAGACUAUACGCAAACCCACCGAUCGCAUGCCGUCACCAAUUAUUCGUUUGAGUGUGCCUGAAAAUUUGGAAUUUUGGUCAACAAGCUGGUUUCUGAAGUGGAACUUCGGCAGUUCCGAUUGCGACACUGAAACGGGAAGCAUUGUCAUUGGUCCAAAUAAGCUACGCUACAUGAUAUUAGUUGACAUUGGGUUCAAAAUUUUAUGUCAAGAGAUCUAUGGACUGGACCGCCUGGAAUAUUUAGACCUAUCGCAAAAUGGCUUGCACUUUCCUCCAAAGAAUUUUUUCAAUCAUUUUCCAUCACUGACAUAUUUGAAUCUAAGCAAUAACGAUUUGGGGUCUUUAAUUUCGAACGGGGGACUGUCUUCCUUUAAAACUCCAUAUUUAGAAACCCUAGAUUUAUCACGAAACAAAAUCAGAACGAUCCCAAAGGAAUUCUUUGCUUCUCUCGUUGCCCUGAAGAAGCUGAAACUGAGCGGAAAUCGUCUUGCAACAGUGUCCUUUAGCCUGAUAAACCUGGUUUCCGUGGAAUACAUAGAUCUUAGUGUCAACCAACUGAGCGCUUUCUCGUCCAAGGAACUGGACUUAAUCGGAUAUUUUAACUCCAGCUCUGAAGUCGUUAUGAACAUGCGCAACAAUCCGGUCACGUGCCUAGGUUGCGAUGGGGCAGAAUUCUUCAGGUGGAUUACCGACUCGAACGUGACAGUAANAGCCUUUAAAAUAUUCAUGUAA